AUGCCUAAAUUCAUUGUUAACACAAAUAUAAGCAAGGAUAAAGUUCCAGAGCCUUUCCUGGGAGAGCUCACCCAGCAGCUAUCAAAAGCAAUGGGUAAACCAGUGCAGUAUCUAGCAAUGCAGAUCUCUCCUGAUCAGCUGAUGUCCUUUGGUGGCUCCACAGACCCCUGUGCUAUGUGCUUUCUCUACAGCAUUGGAAAGAUAGGGGAGCAGGAGAACAAGGUCUACUCCAAAUUGCUUUGUGAUUUGCUGAACAAACAGCUGAAAAUACCACCUGAUAGAAUCUACGUCAGCUUCUUCGAGACCAGUGCUGGCAAUGUAGGCUGGAACAACACCACCUUUGCUUGA
Molecule: messenger RNA, 348 nt
Organism: Antrostomus carolinensis (chuck-will's-widow)
Lineage: Eukaryota; Metazoa; Chordata; Aves; Caprimulgiformes; Caprimulgidae
Product: macrophage migration inhibitory factor
Exons: 3
Coding region: 1-348 (115 amino acids)
Molecular function (GO): phenylpyruvate tautomerase activity; cytokine activity
Source: RefSeq, a predicted model, not a curated record